AUGUUGUUGUCUGUCUUAUUGCGAACUAUCACCGAAUUGUGCCCAGUCUACUCACCAUUCUUCGGCUCAAUGGGAAUUGCUGCCGCUAUUGUCUUCACCGUCUUUGGUGGUGCUUAUGGGACAGCCAAGAGCUCCGUUGGUAUUUCAUCGGUCGGUGUGAUGAAGCCUGAGUUCAUUAUGAAAUCAGUCACUCCAGUCAUUUUCGCUGGUAUUAUUGGUUUGUACGGGUUGAUCAUUUGCAUUAUGUUGUUCAUCAACGUCUCAAAGGAUGACUACUCCUUAAACAGAUCUUUCCUUGACUUGGGUUCUGGACUCUCUUGUGGGCUCUGUGGACUUGCUUCUGGUAUGUCUAUUGGUAUCUCAGGUGACUGUGGUGUCAGAGGUGCUGCUCAACAACCAAAGCUCUUCGUCGGUAUGUUGAUCUGCCAGAUUUUCUCAGAAGCUCUUGCCUUGUACGGAUUCAUUGUCGCGUUGGUUAUGGCCUCAACUGGUAACAAUGAUUGUGUGACAAAGGUUGUCGCCACCUCUUCUUCUGCUUAA
This is a messenger RNA of Entamoeba invadens IP1, 540 nucleotides long. RefSeq names its product vacuolar ATP synthase 16 kDa proteolipid subunit, putative. The coding region runs from base 1 to 540 and encodes 179 amino acids. Lineage: Eukaryota; Evosea; Mastigamoebida; Endamoebidae. Gene Ontology annotation, biological process: proton transmembrane transport. Gene Ontology annotation, molecular function: proton-transporting ATPase activity, rotational mechanism. Gene Ontology annotation, cellular component: proton-transporting V-type ATPase, V0 domain. The transcript has a single exon. The record is from RefSeq and is a predicted model, not a curated record.